AUGCAACCACUAUUCUUGUUAGGAGUUAUCGGACUCGUUGCUGCGCAAUACUUUCCGUUCCCAAAUCCACCUCUGUUCCCGAUUCCACCACACGCGUUAGGUGAACUACACGCAAUAUGGAACGAUCCCAAGCUCACCAAACAACAGUUCGAAGAAAAAAUGAAGAACUGGGCGGAAAAAAAUGGAAAGAAGACACAGUACGAAGAUUACAAGAAAAAGGUGGAAAAAGAGAAGAAGGAACUCGAGGAAGGACUUAAAGAAGUGUCCAGAUACUUUAGGAAGGUUAGGGAGACGGAAAAAAAUGAGUCGCCUACUUAUAAAGAAUUCGCGAAUAAGAUAAAGGACCUCUUCUCUAAACUGACAAAGAAACAAAAAGGAGCUGUACGAUUCCUGGAAUGCUUAUUCGCUCCAUCAAGUUCCAAAAGUUGUGUUUCCAAACCAAUAGGACCCGCACCAUUCGGACCUGGACCAAUAGGACCCGCACCAUUCGGACCUGGGCCAAUAGGACCCGCACCAUUCGUACCUGGACCAAUUGGACCCAUACCGUUCGCACCAGCGCCAUAUGGACCAUUCUAUCCUCCAUGUACGGGACUGUUUUGUUAA
Molecule: messenger RNA, 603 nt
Organism: Necator americanus (New World hookworm)
Lineage: Eukaryota; Metazoa; Nematoda; Chromadorea; Rhabditida; Ancylostomatidae
Exons: 5
Coding region: 1-603 (200 amino acids)
Source: RefSeq, a predicted model, not a curated record